Molecule: messenger RNA, 4683 nt
Organism: Lasiosphaeria miniovina
Lineage: Eukaryota; Fungi; Ascomycota; Sordariomycetes; Sordariales; Lasiosphaeriaceae
Exons: 4
Coding region: 1-4683 (1560 amino acids)
Biological process (GO): DNA repair
Cellular component (GO): NuA4 histone acetyltransferase complex
Molecular function (GO): chromatin binding
Source: RefSeq, a predicted model, not a curated record
AUGACUGAGGUCGGACCCGCCGACCGCCUGAAGCUGCUGCGAUCAAAGCGGGCGGAAUCGAGCUCAAUUGUGCUGUCGCGAAAACGGAAGCUUCGUGAAGUCUUCGCUGUUGCGACCGACCAAGAUGGCAUUCCGAACCUCGACUUCAGCAACCCCGACGCGCCGCCAAUCACAACAGCUGAGGAAAAAUUCUUGUUUGAUUGCGACAUAUUGCAGGGACGGCGAUUGAACGAACUGAACAUACCAGCGCGCCGAAAGCCUCGCUUCUAUGCACUUCAACACCCGCAUUUGAUUUCAGAUGGCUCACCAGUCGAGAACGCCCCUCAUUCCGCGCCGAAAGAAGCUCUGGAGAACGGGCUGCUAACGCCAUCGCACGGCACCUUUGUGGACGACCACCCGAGAGCUGGCCCAGAAGCCUCAGAGCACCCCCCAGCACCACAUGUUGCCUCCGGAAAGACACCACCGAGACUCGAGACACCCAAAGCAGUAGCAAUACCGGAAAGGACCCCGAUCGCUCGCGAUGGCGCAGAUGCGGAGGCGCCAACGAAGGAUACGCGAGGCGUGUUCCCUCCGACGGCGCCCUUGCCCCAGGUUAAAGGUGGCAAAGUUGGUAGUAGCGCCAGCGAUCCCGGUCAAAGUCGUUUGCUGCUGGCUUCUGGGGGAUCUUCAGCGCUCCCAGAAGCGUCUGAUGUUUCUUGGAAGGCGUCGAACGCCGACGGAGAGGCACUCCCGCCUGGCCAGGCAUCGGUAUCCAUGGACAUUGACGAGGCGCCGGCGCAGCUGAAAGAUGCUAAUCCUGUGCUCGACAUUCAAGUAUCGCACGCUGAUCCCUCGCGAUGCCUGGAUGCAGCCUCGUCUCCCGGCUCCACUGCCCAAUCGACACUAACUCCGGCCGUCCAUGAAGCUUCUGCUGACACAAGUCCGGACAACGAGGGCCCGCAGUACACGGAAACAAGCGAGGAAAUCGCGGAAGGGAAGUCUCAAGGAAACCAUGGGGAGACUGAAGAAGCUAGCAGCAGUGCCAACGAAGUAGAGAUAGCUAGAGGGCAUGCGAUAUCAGACGCCCCCCUUUUAGGAGUCGCAAACGGAGUGGAAGCGCAGCUACUUCAAGAAUCCGCCGCGGCUCAAUUUUCUAGCCUGGUUGAAGCAGAGGCUGAUUCGCUUCCCUCUCAAUCCGGCGCCGCUCUCAAGACCUCUGGCACGACGGAGAACAGGGUCUCUGCCGUCGAGGCGUCGACCACCAAGGCUCCAGAAAAUGCCGGUGCGGUGUCGGUAGACGGGAGCUCAUCUCUAGAUGUUCCACUAGAACAGGGCGUUCCGAGCAGCAUUCCAGUUCAAACCCUGCCGCCCACUGUACCGAUGGAUCUCGACGAGCUGGAGCCCCCUGCGUUAUCUAAGGUUGCUUCGAGCGCACACGAACCCCCUUUGGUUUCGACCCAUGAUCGUGAGCCCGCUGGAGAACCGAAAGCAGCACCGGCCAACGCUUCCGAGUCUAACAACAAACCAACAACAGGCGUGUCCCCCAAGAAGGUUCGGCCAACUAUUGAUGUUUCCCAAUCUUUGGGCAAACCUUCGCAUCUACCUUCAGAGCAUCCAGAAGAAGUUAGAGAGCAUGAUGCAGAAUCCUCAGCUCAAGCACUAUCAGGCCCACAACUCAAGCUCUUUGGCAAUAAAAUCCGCGACAGACGAAGGAGAAGCGUCCCGACGGUAAUCUUUGGCAAGCAACCGAACAAGAAGACAUCUGCGGACGAUGGUUCUUUGGCGGUCAGUCGACAGAAACCCGGUUCCAUGCCAUCUGAAGAUUAUUUCACACCUCUUUUCGUGGAGGGAUACGCGAGAAACUCGGUCUGGAUGAAGCCUAUCGAGAAGCUCGUGCAUUCAGCCCACAAGACAUUAUCCACGCCUGACCAGUAUAUUUCAUUAUUGGACAACCAGGCGUGCCGGAUCCUCCGGCGGGUAUACCAUCUCCAACAGCACGACAAGUGGUCUUUGAGGCAGCCGGUACGAUGCCCGGAACCCAUGAGGCCUGCAUCUCAUUGGGAUGUGAUGAUUCAGGAAAUGAAAUGGAUGCGGACCGAUUUCCGAGAGGAGCGGAAAUGGAAGCGGGCUGUUGCUCGGAAUUUUGCAAAUGCUUGCGCGGAAUGGGUCAAUUCCGGACCCGCCGAACGGCUUGCUCUCCAGGUGAAUGCUGUUUCUCCUCCGGUCAUGGCGGAGGGCGAAGUGAGCAUGCUGGAAAUUCCUAAUGUCCCGGAAGAGCCUCUACCCGAGCUGGCCCAUUCCGACUCUCCGACGGUGAAUGACGAAGAGCCUUUGGAGGUGCCUUUCGGGACUGUGGCGCCUUCGAUUAUUUUUGCUCUGCAAAACGAUGAAGUGGUAUUUGGUCUCCAGCGUUCCAAAACGGCGGAUCUUCUGUUGGGGAACCUUCCCAUGUACGGGUCGCCCCUCCAAGCCCCCAGAUUCGACCUUACCGGGCCUGAAUAUGAUCCGGAUGCCAGCUGGAAGCGUCCAGCUUUGCCGCUAAGCAAGUGUGUCGAAGGCCAGAUGAUUCUGGCAAACGAGGGCCCGCCGCGGAAACGAGGCCGAUUCCAAUAUUCUGGUGAAGAUGAAGGCGAUGAUGGCGACGAGGUUAUGUUUGGCAACCAGCCGGAUAGUAUUGUAUCGAUGCAACCAGGAAGCACUGUGGUCGCGCUUUUUAGGCCGGACAUGAAGUCAACCCGAGAUCGACUCCAUGCCGGGCACCAGUUCCGCCCACCUACGGAGCAUCCCAUGCCCCCUCAAAGCUUCUUUGAACACCGAACUGCUUCGCAAUGGACGUGGACUGAGGACGACCAACUGAAGUCUUUGGUGCGCGAGUACUCGUACAACUGGUCUCUGGUUUCGGCAAUGAUAACAACUAGGUCUGUAUUUGCUUCUGGUGCCGAGCGACGGACUCCUUGGGAAUGCUUUGAGCGGUGGGUCAACCUCGAGGGCUUGCCAAACGAUAUGGCAAAAACACCCUACUUCAAGACAUACCAAAACAGAAUUGAUGCCGCCCAACGCACCAUUCUGCAACAAAACCAAAAUGCGCAGCAGCAAGUCGGUCCGAACGGGGCUGUCACACCAGUUCCGAGAAGAAGACCAACCACUACUAUCCGCGUGGAGCGACGCCGCAACCAGAAGCACCUUGCAUUGAUUGACGCGAUGAGGAAGCUCGCGAAGAAGCGGGAAGCGAAUGUACAGAAAGCGCAAAACGUGGCCAAUCUGGCCGCCGUACGGAAGGCUAACGAGGUUCCCCGACAACCGGUCCAGAAAAAGACCGCUACAGAUUACAGUCUGAUGAGGUGGGAGAGAGACCAGCAACUUGCGGAGAAGAUGGCCCAGUAUGCCGCCCGACAUCAGGAGGUACUUCAAAAGAAGCUCCUCCAGCAACAGCAGCAACAACAGCAGCAGCAAAGGCAAAACCUUCCUGGACAGGCCGCUGCGACGCCGGGUGUGGUUCAGGGCCCAACGGCGGCUGCCGCUCAGAUUGCUGCCGCAACUGCUCUCAACGGAACUCCCCGAGUCAAUAUCCAGGCUCCGCUUGCUGUUCCCAUUCAAAACCGUCCCCAGGGACGUCAAAUCCAGGCUCCAGCAGGGGCCAUGCCUGCCGUUCAAGGCCAGCUUUCCAAUGGCCUUGUACCUCCUCUGCCGCUUGCUGGGCUCCCACAGGCCCAGGCACAGGCCCAGGCACAGGCACAGGCACAGGCACAGGCCCAGCUCCAAGCGAUACAGGCGCAACAUAGAUUGCCCAUAUCCAACGCGGGACCAGAUUUAAAUCUUGUCCUACAGGCCCGGAGAAUACAAGAGGCCCAACGGGCUGCCGUGCUUCAGCAGCAGCAGCAGCAGCAACAACAACAACAUCAACUACAGCAGCUCCCUCACCAACAACAACAGCAUCAGCAGCAGCACCAUCAACAGCAACAGCAACAUCAACAACUACUCGCUCAGCAACACCAGCAACUUCAGCACCAGCAACUCCAGCAGCAGCUCCAGCAGCAGCUCCCACAUCAGCAGCAGCAGCUUCAGCUCCAGCAGGGUGGGCAGCAAUCACAGGGAAUGCAGCAGGGUAAUGGGCCGCAAGGGUCGCCAACACCAAUGCGGAAUGUGGUAAACGGGCUCAACCAAGGAUCAUUCAUGACCAACGCGCAAGUAAUGAUGGCUUCUUACAAUGCAUCCAACAGCGUGGGAAUGGCAACGUCUCCUGGGUCCAACCUGAGUAUGGCUCCGAAUGGGUCCCCCCGCCCGGUCAUACCGCCCCAACAACUACCAGCUGUUGCCGCACGCCUGAAAGAUUUUGAGAACCACUAUCGGCUUAAGAACCCUAACAUGUCUCAGGACUCGAUUCGUCAAAUGGCCACUGAACACCUUAGUAGGUUGAUUGUGCAGAGCCAGCAGGCGAUGACGGCUGCAGCUGGAGGUAUCGCGCAACAACCCUUAAACGGCAUGACUCCAACGACAAGUCCGCACCAAUAUGCCCAGAUGCUGCGGGCCCAGCAGCAACAGCAGGCGGCCCAAGUAGCACAGCAGCAGCAAGCUCAACAACAGCAGCAAGCUCAGCAGCAGCAGCAGCAGCAGCAAGCGGCUCAAGUAGUGCAACAGCAUCAACAACAACAGCAGCACCAAAGGCAAGCUAGUGGGAGCGCGACGCCAGUGCCGGGCAAUUAG